AUGGCCAACAACCACCCCAACUCGCCACUGACACCAUCAUCUUCACGUGAACGUAAGCUCGGCCACCAGGAGAACGAUCACGUCGACCUCGACGAGCUGAUCUCUGCGCUCCCCAGAGAAAAAGGCUUUGGCAGCCUUACCCUCAUACUGUACCGGAACUUCUGGUGCCCUUCAAAAGUCUUCCCUGCCGUCCACUCCUUCUGCCGCCACUUCAUGGCACGCGACUCUGAGAUCAUCCUAGCGUGCAAGCCCAAGUCGGGCACGACAUGGCUGAAGGCACUUGCCUUCUCGGCCCUCCGCCGGGAUGUGUUCCCUCCCUCCACCGCCAGCCAUCCGCUGAUGUCCUCUAACCCCCACGAGCUCGUCCCUUUCUUCGAGUACACUGUCUACGGGCAGGCCGGCGAGCUGCUUGACUUGGGUAGUUUCUCCACCCCACGUCUCUUGGCCACCCACAUCCCACAUGAUUCGCUGCCGGAAUCAGUACGCCAAUCUGGCUGUCGGGUGAUCUAUAUCUGCCGAAACCCACUCGAUACCAUCGUCUCAUUCUGGCACUUUGCUGGACAAGUUUGGCCCAAGGUCUGGUCGAGCGGGCAGAGCCCCAAGGAGGAGUACUUUGAUUACUGCUGUCGGGGGAUCGAAGGGUUUGGGCCGUUCUGGGACCACAUAUUGGGAUAUUGGAAGGCGAGCUUGGAGGGGCCGAACAGAGUGUUAUUCCUAAAAUACGAGGACCUUAAGGAAGACACUGCAGGGAACCUAAAGAGGAUUGCAGAGUUCAUGGGUGUUCCAUUCUCAGAGGAGGAAGAGGGAGAUGGAGUGAUUGAAGAGAUUGUGAAGCUGUGCAGUUUGAGCAGCUUAAAGGAGCUAGAAGUGAACAAAACCGGCAAGCGGGCUAUUUCUUUCAUCGACAACAACACGUACUUCCGGAAAGGAGAGAUUGGCGACUGGGUUAAUCAUCUGACUCCUGCGAUGGCGGAAAAGUUGGAAAGUAUUAUGGAAGAGAAGCUGAGCCCUUUUGGGCUAAAAUUUAGGGUGAAAUAGAGCCACGCUGCCCUU
Messenger RNA from Punica granatum (pomegranate), 1053 nucleotides. The record is from RefSeq and is a predicted model, not a curated record. Lineage: Eukaryota; Viridiplantae; Streptophyta; Magnoliopsida; Myrtales; Lythraceae.